Molecule: messenger RNA, 899 nt
Organism: Ziziphus jujuba (common jujube)
Lineage: Eukaryota; Viridiplantae; Streptophyta; Magnoliopsida; Rosales; Rhamnaceae
Product: expansin-A23
Exons: 2
Coding region: 43-804 (253 amino acids)
Biological process (GO): plant-type cell wall organization
Cellular component (GO): extracellular region
Source: RefSeq, a predicted model, not a curated record
ACAGGAGGGUUGAUUGGUCAGAACAAGCUUGAAAGGAGUAAUAUGGGUGGUGAAAGGUCUGCUGCAAUUUUGGUUAUGGUUAUGGCUUUGCUCAUAAUAACUACAGCUCAGGUUGAACCAGCUUGGGAUUAUGCUAAUGCCACGUUCUACGGUGAUAUGAGUGGCGCUCAAACCAUGAAGGGAGCUUGUGGCUAUGGAGAUCUAUUUAAACAAGGAUAUGGACUUGAAACCACAGCCUUGAGCACAGUUCUUUUCCAAGAUGGCAAAACCUGUGGAGCCUGCUUCAAAAUCAUGUGUCAUAACUCUACACAAUGGUGCCUAAACAAUAGCAUCCAUGUAACUGCUACAAACUUUUGUCCUCCCAAUUACACCAAAAGCACUGACAUCUGGUGUAAUCCACCAAGGAAACACUUUGAUCUGUCACAGCCCAUGUUCAGAAAGAUUGCCCUUUACCAGGCAGGCGUUGUACACGUCAUAUAUCGACGGGUAGCUUGCAUUAAAACUGGAGGCAUUAAGUUUGAUUUUAAGGGAAAUCAAAAUUGGAUACUUGUCUUGGUGUAUAAUGUGGGAGGAGCUGGUGAUGUUGUAGAUGUGAAGAUUAAAGGUUCAAACACUGAUUGGAUACAAAUGUCCAGAAACUGGGGCCAAAACUGGCAGACAACAAGCAACUUGAUGGGGCAAAGCUUGUCAUUCCAAGUGACUACUAGUGAUGGUAAAAUGGUAGAGUCUGAUAAUGUUGCCCCAGCAAAUUGGCAAUUUGGAGAGACUUAUGAAGGUGAACAAUUUCAAACAGAGGAAACCUAAAGCUCUAAUUAUGCAUGCUACUGUCUAUAAUAACUCUAAAUGGGCUUUAGGCUUUAACUUUGAAGCCUUUAUGUACUUAUAAAACCAUCUUAACA